Trypanosoma rangeli is the source of this 345-nucleotide messenger RNA. RefSeq lists its product as uncharacterized. The transcript has a single exon. The record is from RefSeq and is a predicted model, not a curated record. Bases 1 to 345 code for a protein of 114 amino acids. Lineage: Eukaryota; Euglenozoa; Kinetoplastea; Trypanosomatida; Trypanosomatidae.
AUGUCUUCUUCUCAGCUGGAUGCGAGUCUUGAUGCAUCGGGGACGUCCCUCUCAGAUCCCGUUGAGUUGCAGCAUGUGGAGCAGAGAAUUGCGCGAAGACGCAGCACGCUUCCUGACAUGAUCCUUCCAGAAGUCUCUGGGGGAAUCCCUGUCUCUAAAAACAGCUCCUUUGUUGAGGCUAAUGUGGUAGCGGAUCCUCAGCGAUGGAAUCACCGUUUCACCGGGGUGUUUACCGACCAAGUAUCAAAAGAACGUUCAAAAGAGAAAUUGGUGACGCCAGCCGAGCCAAACGUUGACAAGCCACAAACACCUGAAAUUAAAUGUUGCUCGUUGUUCUUCAGCUAG